Messenger RNA from Prorocentrum cordatum, 653 nucleotides. The record is from the annotation of a GenBank genome assembly. NCBI's taxonomy places the organism in Eukaryota, Dinophyceae, Prorocentrales, Prorocentraceae.
GCCGCGCGCUCCGCGCUGCAGGGGGCGAGGGCGGAGGCGCAGGCCGCGCGCUCGGGGCUGCAGGAGGCGAGGGCGGAGGCGGCGGGCGAGCGGCGCCGCGCCUCGGAGCUCGAGCGGCGCUGCCGCGCGGCGGAGGCCGCCGCCGAGGCUGCCGCGGCUGCGCAGGCUGCGGCGGACACGGCCCGGACCGGCAUCGACAUCGUAGAGGCCGUGGAGGCCGUAGAGGCACUUCGCGCCCAGCCUGCCCAGCUGACCCGCCCGCGGGCGCCGGACUCUGCUGCCGCGGAGCGGACACUGAGCCUCCUGGCUGUGCAGCGGGCUCGAGCCUGCCACGCCCGCCUGCUGGCGGCCUGGCGGCGCGCCGCCUGCAGCGCCGGCCUCGAGCGCCAGGUGACCGCGGCGCGGCGGAGCCGCAAGCACCUCUUCUCGGCGGCGCUGUUCCAGCAGGCCAGGUGCUCGCAGGCGAUCGCCCUCGCCUGGUGGCAGUCCGCCGCCAUUCGGGGAAGUUCGGGCGCCAGCUGGCCGCGGCCGCCCUGCGGCACCAGCAGGCCCAGGCGGCCGCGGCCGCGGCCAGCCGCCCGCGCCCCGCCGCUGGCGGGGCCGCCACGCCCCGGGCCGCCACGCCCCGAGGCUGCGCCGCCGCGCGGCAGCCG